This is a messenger RNA of Dovyalis caffra, 2286 nucleotides long. The record is from the annotation of a GenBank genome assembly. Lineage: Eukaryota; Viridiplantae; Streptophyta; Magnoliopsida; Malpighiales; Salicaceae.
AUGCCUAGGAUGCAUUCCGCGCGGGACGGCUUUAAAGAUGAUUUUGUUCGGAUGUUUGGUGGUGGUAUUAUCCCUAGUUAUGUGUUGCUUCAAAACUAUGAUAUGACUGCUUCAUUUGUUAUUCCCGAGGAUGCUCUUAUUCCCAAUUUCCCAAAAUAUGUAAUCAAAGAAUUGCAGAAGGUCAAAGUUGUAGAUAUGCACAACGGCGAAUUAGUUGUGGAUCUCCUGCAGUCUAUAGUAGAGAUAGUUACAUACGGCGAUAGACAAGAUCCGCAGAUUUUUGAGUGUUUCAUGGAACACCAAGUUUUGGCAGAGUUUGUUCGUGUAAUAAAGAUUAGUAAGAACUCAAAGAUUGAGGCACCUUUACUUCAGUAUCUAAGUAUAAUGAUCCAAAACAUGGAGAGCGAACAUGCAAUCUCCUGCAAGGAUGCUGUGGUAUCCUUCCCCCUCUACAGCGAGGCUCUUAAAUUUGCUCAGCAUGGGGAAAAAAUGAUUCAGACUGCUGUACGUGCAGUGACUCUCAAUAUAUAUAAUGUUUGUGAUGAUAUGGUUUAUCAGUUCAUAACAACGCCUCCAGUUUCCAAGUACUUCUCAGACUUGGUUCAUAGCUUGAAAGAGCAAUGCAUUCAUCUAGACAACGUUGUCCAUGCUUCAGAGGAGAUGGACUUUAAUCAAAGAAGAAAGGAACUACUUUUAGAAACUGAUAGAAUUGUUGAUGACCUGUACUACUUAAAGGAUAUUCUUUGUGUUGGUGAAUCACGUUUGUGUAAAGUGGUUGCGCAGAAUGUUCUCAACUUGCUUGUCUUUCCCAUAUUGCUUCCUUUGCUUCAAUUAACACAGAGUGAUUCUGCAUUUGCAUUCUUCAGAAAGCAUGUUCAAACGUGCCUUUUAGAUUUGGGAUCGAUGAAAUACCUUAGGCUUGGAUCACUUGCACAUUCGUUUUCAUUGUAUGCUAUCUGUAUUACUGCAAAGAAGACUGAGGCCAAAAGCUCUGAGAAAGAACUUCCACCUGGUUCAAAUCUAUCUCCAAUCACUUCUCUGUAUAUAGUUUCUCGUCUUAUUCAAGUCAUUGGUGGAGAGAGUAUUGUUAACUAUGUGGCUGGAGUUCUUCUAUAUCCUUAUAUGUCCUCAAGUGUGAGGGAUGCAUGGGAAGCUCAUUCAAGCAGUGCUUUUUUCAAUCAUCUGAAUGGUAUGGAAAAAUUGCCAUGUUCUAUUUCUGAGUCUGAAGGUGCUGAAAGCGUCAAUUGGAACCCUCUUCAUGGGCAUUUGCAAGAUGAACCACCAAUCACUGUGCAAAUAAAGUGGCAUACUGGAUGGUUCCUGGGGGAGCUACUGGUUUUAAAAGGAAUCAAGCUUGAUGAACACAAUUUCCAUCUAUUUAAUACCUCGUAUGAGCGGUCCUGCAAGUGUGUCCAGAAAGAACUAGAUGGAUUCUGGUUUGAUCAUAUCAUGGAUGCUUUGAGAAAUGAAUGGGCAAGCUGUAAAACAGCUCUCGAGGAACCAUCCCAAUCCAAAGACCCCCUUUUCCUUCUAGAACUUGCUAUCUGCCAGAUUGCUGAUGGUGACGCAACUUCUUCCCAUGUGGCUUGGCAAAGAAUGGUGGAUGCAGUGAAGGUCUUCAUUCUGCAUCUUCAGUUGAAGGCUUUUAUUUCCAAAGGAGAGUUUCUUGAGAAGUCCUUCCUGGAUUCCAUAGUCAUUCUUCCCUUUGAUUCUGCAAAAAACCUAGCUUCAGGUCUUUCAUUUGCUAGCUUUGGGUCAGAGGUUUCCAUAGGCUCGGGAAUCCCUUGCAGGAUUGCCUUCUCAAAUGCAGGAAUCAGAGAUAUUUACCUGAUACCUGUGGCAAGGGGAAUGUCUGGGAAAUUGCUUCUUGUGGAGAAACAUCCCUUCCGCAGUCAACGUGGUCUUGUAAUUGCCAUUGCUCCAUUGGCAGGAUUGAGUCCGAAGAUAGACAAGGAUCAGCCCACAUGGCUGCAUCUCAGGAUAAGAGAGUUUGAACCCAGAUUAAAUGUGGGUAAAAAUAGAAGCUACAAAUCAAAGGCAUUCAAUCAAGUUGCAGAUGGGAGAUGGACAAUUGGUUUUCCAAAUGCAAAAGCUUGUGAUGCUGCUCAAUCGGCAGUACUUGAGGAAACUAGUAAGCAGAGAUCCUCUGUGGAUACUCCUCGAUCCAAACCUCCUCAGGAGAAGAAAGUAAAGCUAAGGGAGGUGUUUGAUAAUCUAAUUAAUCGGAUUAAUUCAUUAUUAGUUUUAAAGGAAAAUACAUAUGGUCAACACGGAAUGAGUGAAUAG